UUGUUGCUGUUGCACUGUUGGUACAACCAGAAACAGAGGUGUGGUCGAUUAUCUUUUAGUGACUGCGGGUGUUUACAAGAUAAUCCACAUUAUGGUGAAUUGGCUCCACUUGCUCCGCGUCGUACUUCUUUCUUUGUUCUGGGAAGUGGUGCAACGAGAGAGCUAGAAAAAAGAAAAAAAAGAAAAGGCUGCAGAUAAAACAACCUGAAGUCACUGAAAGCUGAUGAGGAAAGUGGAUACUUUGGCUGGAUGAUCUGGAUGCGAGCGCGCUACUUUAAUAAUAGAUGUUUUAUUCGGGGAAAAGGGGCGAGACACUAACACACGCACAAGAGUGAUCAAGCGGCAACACCAAGCCCACUAUCGCCCCCUCCGGAUCCCACAUUGUCGUCUCAGUCAACGCACCCUUUGAGCUGCGUUGCCAGGGUGUGAAGGCGAUGCAGUGGCAGCGAGAAGAGCGGCCGAAGGUGCGGGGAGAGAAAAAGACCGAUGGGAUGUCGAUACUGCACAUCCCCAGGGCCCAGCCUGUUCACAUGGGCCGCUACAUCUGUCUGGAGGAGAGCUCCAUGGAGCAAGCCUCCAUUUACGUCUAUGUGAAAGAUCCUGACAAUCCUUUCAGAAAAUCAAUGGUGUACAACAUUCUCACUCGCGAGGGAAAUACUGCUUCCAUCCCCUGCCUGGCAACUGAUCCAAGUCUGGACAGCCUACGCCUGGAAACAUGUUCCAGUCAAGAUCUGGCCUCUGGUCUCCAGUUUUCUCCAAACCUGGAGCAAGGCAUCCUCAUCCACAACACACAAAAGGCCUACGAAGGUUGCUAUGUGUGCGCAGGAAGACUCGGCGAACAACAUGUGAAAUCGCAUCACUAUUUUCUGACAGUCAAACCAGUUCCCAAUGCUCCCCCUGUGAUUGAGAUGCAGGCGCCCAAAAGACUGAUUCUUACCCGGAAUCAGAGUCUCUACCUCGCCUGCAACACCUCCAACGUCAACGGAGACAUCCAACUAAAGUGGGUCACCCCACCUGGCUCGGGUGCCGUCUGGUAUCCACAGCAACCAGCAAAGGUUGACGUUGCUUCACGUAUCCUGACGGAGCACUUCACCCAUGUGCGCAGCACGAUAUUGAGCAUCACGGCGGUCAGACCAGAGGACAGCGGGAGAUACACAUGUGAAGCCGAGAACGAAAAAGGUGUCACUACGCAAUCAGUGUGGCUCGACGUUUAUGAAAAAGGAUUCAUUAACUUAACGCCUGCGGGCAACGGGACCAUACAGGUCCGUUCAGGCGAGAGUUUGCCUCUCAUUGUUGAAAUGGAGGCUUAUCCAAAGCUGCACACUAUCUCCUGGAGUUUCAUGGGCCAAGAGCUGCGCAACACAACCGACCAUGUCAUCACCACACACAGCCAUGAAUACAGGUACAGCAGCGAGCUGAGGCUGGUGCGGCUGAAAAUGUCAGAGGGUGGAGUUUACACCUUUCAAGCCUCCAAUGGCGACGCGUCAGUAAACCACACAUUCACCAUCUUUGUGAUCAGUAAACCUGAGAUUGUAUCCCAUGAGGGUCCAGUGGAUGGACAGGUACGCUGUGUGGCGGAGGGGUCCCCUGCCCCGCGGAUCACCUGGUACUACUGUGAGCAGCCCUAUGCCAGGUGCUCCCAACAGAUGAAUGCUACCCAGGAGGAACACAAUGUCAUCACCGUUACGCUCUUCAGCCCCAUGUUUGGGAAGACAGAGGUGGAGAGUCGGGUGAACGUCAGCAGGGGAAGGUUCAAUACUCUGGAAUGUGUGGCUACGGUGGAGGGAGAGCAGGCGUACACGCUCUUUUCCAUCAGCGAGAGGACUGUUCCUCAUGAUCUGUUCACCCCUCUGCUAAUUGGCUCUGUGUCGGCAGCAGGCAUCCUCUGUCUCAUCCUUAUCAUGUUGGUCUACAAGUACAUGCAGAAACCCGAAUACCAGAUUCAGUGGAAAGUUAUCGAGGGCAUCCAUGGAAACAACUAUGUGUAUAUUGACCCCACCCAGCUACCGUACGAUCACCAGUGGGAGUUCCCUCGAAACAACUUGCGCUUCGGGAAGACAUUGGGAUCCGGUGCAUUUGGGAAAGUGGUGGAAGCCACUGCCUACGGACUCUCCAAAGCGGACUCUGUCAUGACAGUGGCUGUGAAAAUGCUCAAAACGAGCGCUCACUCCACAGAGAAAGAGGCGCUGAUGUCAGAGCUGAAAGUCCUCAGUUACUUGGGAAACCACAUGAAUAUUGUCAACCUGCUGGGAGCCUGCACAGUUGGAGGUCCCACGCUGGUGAUCACAGAGUACUGCUGCUUUGGAGACCUCCUCAACUUUCUCCGCAGAAAGAGGGAAUCCUUCAUCUGCUUUAAGCUUGAGGAAGACUGCUACUACCGCAACGUCACGCUACAAAGAGACGCAGCUGGUGACAGCUUGAAUGGCUACAUGACCAUGAGGCCUUCUGCUGCUGGCAACGUGCCGCUCGGCUCAUCCUCUGAGAAGAGGCGCUCGAUACGCAAAGGUGGCUCCUACACUGAGGCAGAUGCCGAGAGCGAGCUGUUUGACGAGGACGGUCUGUCUCUGGACACAGAAGACCUUCUCAGCUUCUCGUACCAAGUGGCCAAAGGCAUGGAGUUCUUGGCCUCCAAAAAUUGUAUCCACAGAGACCUGGCUGCAAGAAAUAUCCUUCUGACUCAAGGAAGAGUGGCAAAGAUCUGUGAUUUUGGCCUGGCCCGAGACAUCACCACAGACUCCAACUAUGUAGUCAAAGGCAACGCCCGUCUGCCAGUGAAAUGGAUGUCUCCAGAAAGUAUUUUUGAGUGCGUCUACACGUUUGAGAGUGAUGUGUGGUCUUAUGGCAUCUUGCUUUGGGAAAUCUUCUCACUAGGUAACAGUCCGUAUCCUGGUAUGCCCGUGGAUGCCAAGUUCUACAAACUGAUAAAAGAGGGAUACAGAAUGGAUGCUCCAGAGUUUGCACCCAGUGAAAUGUAUCAGAUUAUGAGGUCCUGCUGGGAUCCUGACCCCUUCAACAGACCCCCCUUCAGGAAGGUCGUGGAAAGGAUUGAACAGCAGCUGUCAGAUGCCACUAAACAUAUUUAUCUGAACUUCAGCUCCAGGCUUCCUGUGACACCCAGAGCCAGGGAGGAGCCCAGUUCUCAGAGCACAUCUUUUCACCAUCUCAACUCAUCCGGCAAUAACAGCCCUCCGACUCAGCCCUUACUGGUCCAGCACGAGGUCUUCCUGGAAGAUACAACCCUCAAUGCCCAAUGGGUGUAAGGACCCACCCAAACACGUCUGGCUGCCUCCUAAAGUGCCUGAAAUGUUCCGCCACAAACCAUCCAACCACUACAACCCGCCCACCCCUCCAGUACCAGCGACAUGUGUUGACUUGAUAAUUGCCAGCUAUUGCAAGAAAGAACAACAAAGGACGAAUGGCUGGUUACCGUUAUCACUAUUAUUGCCUACUGAUUACAGUGAGGACAGUUGGACUAAUGCUUCUCUGCUCAUAGCAAAUGACUGUUCUGGCACCGGGGAGGGUGGAGGGACAUCAGCUGUUACUCUAAAACUGUCAUUAAGUACAUUAUUACACUGUUUUUCCACACAUUUCAUAAAGAUUGUUUUUUUUUUUUUUUUAGUACUCUGCAUAUAUAAACUGUUUCUUUCUAUCUAUUGGAGUUUUUUUUUCUUUGUACAUUUUGUGUUUUGUUAUUCUUUGUUGUUUUUUUUCUGUUAUGGAUAUAUUUAUGUAGCAUUUUUAUUUUUGGUUGGCUGUUGCAGUUGUUGGAGGAAAAAGAAAAAAAAAAGCACUUGAGGCACUUGAACUUGAACAUCAGUACACACACCACGUUAUGCAGCUUAAUGUUUCUUUUUCUGUUUUUGUUUUUUUUUUACUCUUCUAUUGUCAGUAUUAUAUCCAACUGUUCACAUCUGUGUUUUAUGAAGGACAUACUUUUUUCGGGGGCCAAUUUAAAAUUUAAAUUUAAAGACACUGGUAUAUAAGCUAUUUAGACAGCAUGGUCGGUCACAUGCUUAGAGUCCAUAAGUGCUUCAAGUCGAUUAGGAGAUACAUUUCUGCUCUUUUAAUGUCGGAUGUCACUACCUAGAGAGCAGCUGUCUUUACUGGCUCUGGGAUCAGACCUUGAUUACUUAGACAUGGUACGCUAGCUUUUCAUUUAUGUGCUUGUUGACUGUAUAUGUGUACAUAUCUGUAGGUGAUGAUAUUAGUCAUUGCUAUAUGAUGAAAUGGGAAGCGUCAGAGUUAACCAUUAGACAAAAGUAGACACUCUGAGAAGUAAUGCAGGUGCAUAGUUUCACUUUUUGACAGCUGGACUGCUGCAGAGUUCUCAUGUAAAAGUGUAAAUAACUGUUCAGGUUUAUAUCGUUGCUCUCCUGCCACAUCCAGUGUAUGAUCUUUGUUUACAAGCAUGAGACAGGUACUGCCAUUUCUGAGUUGUGUUUUCUCUGCUUUUCACCUGCUCCCCCUCUGUGAAGGAUCAGGAAAUGGGAAGCUUUCUGUUUUGGCUGACAGGCAGUGCUAAUAUACAGCAUAUAUCAUGGAUAGAGUCAAGGAGAUGCUCAUGUGAAAUGCCAUUUCGGUGGACUGCGGCAUUCCCUGAGGUGACAAACGAGAGGAAAACGGAGGGUCUUCAAGGCCGAAUGACUAGUCGGUACAGAGCUCAUUCUCGGUGUGGUCAUCUCAUUGUUCUCCGACCAGUUGCUGGUUUCCUAGCAGUCCUUCUCUUCUUUGUAUCCAGCUGUUUCCUCCAUCAGAAGUGGGACUUUCAGCACCUCUCAGCCAGUAGUCUGUAUCAGUCCAGACCAUUAUGAUUCCCCUCUUCCCACUGGUGGAUGUUGUUGUGAAAAGCACCAGGAAAGUGUCCUGUUUGUGUGUAUGAACGCAUGUGUGUGUGUUUGCGUGUGUGUGUGUGCGAGCAUGUCUUCUGGUCUUCGUGUGCAUGUCUGUAUGAUUGCAGAAUUAAAAGAAUUACUGUCAAGAGGUGCCACUACUAAAGAUUCAUCAAGUCGUUUAGGCUACUAAAACCCCACCGUCUUACUGCUCUUGUCUUUUUUUUUGUAAAUAUAAAUGUGCGUAUAUUGUAAAGUAAUGUUGAUGCUUUUGAAGAUGUUUAUCUUAAUGAAGAUGUGGUACAUUGAUGCAGAAUUUUAUCAUGCUGUAUUUUCUUACGUGUGGACAGAUUUUCCAACUGUAGAUUCUGGAAAAGCUGCUUGUGUGUCUGUCACCAUGGUAACUUAAACAGAAAAGAUUCACUUUGGCAAAUGUUUUGAUUUUGACUCAUAUUUCAUUAUUUCAACCAGUUAUGCCAGUUCAAUCGGUAACCGCCUCAGCGAGAAAGGCUUAACUGUUUCUACUGGUCAUAUCUGAUCUCAAAUAUUCAUGGAAAUAUCAAUAAAAAAAUGAUAUAUCUCACUGGGCAACCAAAAUGUUUCAGGAUAAUAGAGAUUACUCUUCAUUUCAUUGCAUCUAAAAAAGGUUUCCCUGCAUUUUACUACAUAUUUAUUAAAUCUGAGGCUUUAGUGUUACCGUGUACAUUUGAGGUGUUGCUAAUACAUGUGUCAAUGUAAAUAAAAUUGUGUAUAUUGAAUUCCCAAUUCAA
Molecule: messenger RNA, 5599 nt
Organism: Larimichthys crocea (large yellow croaker)
Lineage: Eukaryota; Metazoa; Chordata; Actinopteri; Sciaenidae
Gene: kita
Product: KIT proto-oncogene, receptor tyrosine kinase a
Exons: 21
Coding region: 435-3260 (941 amino acids)
Biological process (GO): B cell differentiation; Fc receptor signaling pathway; hematopoietic progenitor cell differentiation
Cellular component (GO): signaling receptor complex; plasma membrane
Molecular function (GO): transmembrane receptor protein tyrosine kinase activity; ATP binding; growth factor binding
Source: RefSeq, a predicted model, not a curated record